UAAGAAGCACCAGCACAGCGACAGUAAGUAAGUGUGAAAAGAACAGGAACAGAAGAGAGAGAAACCGAAUGAUGGUUGAAUUCAGAUGGAUUAAAAUGUUUCUACAUCUGAUACUACUGCAUCAGUGUACAGCAGCUGUCAGAGUCACUGUCAGAGCUGGGGAUGAAGUCACUUUGCCGUGUGAAGAUGUGAUCAAUAAUCAGCGUGAAUGUCACAGCAUUACCUGGAGCUUUGAUCGUUCAUCUGGGAGAGCAGAAGCAGAUGUGGUUAAAGAAGGGCAGAUUGUUGAAAACUCUAAUAACUCAGACAGACUAAGUGUUACAGAGAACUGUUCUCUGUUUAUAAAGAAGGUCACAGAGGAGGAUGCUGGUCGUCACCACUGCAAACAAUAUAACAGAUCUGACACUGUUGAUCUGUCCGUUGUUACCAUGACUGAACAUCAGGACAAUAAGAAUGUGACGUUAAACUGCUCUGUGUUGUCACAUGAAGGGUGUGGACACAUAGUGAAGUGGCUGUUUCAGGGUAGAGAUGUAGGUAAAGAUAACAAAGACUUAACGAUAUCACAGUUUAACUGCUGGACCAGUGUGACCUUCACGACGUCUCAUCAUAUUUACACGUCAGAGGAUUAUAAGAUACUGAAGUGCAACGUGACUGAUGGUGACACUCGAAAAGACUUCAUCUUUGACCUUCAGUCGUCAGGUAAGAAAACAGUAGGAGUGAACAAAACAGCACCUAGAAGCAAUGAUUCAACCACAAAGCCACAACUAGAUCGGUGGUGGUUAUACAUCGUUGUGUCUGUGGGUUUAGCAGCACUCUUUAUAACUGUCGUGGCACUCAUCAGAAGGAGGAGAAAUAAAGGGAACAAAUCACUCGAGGACGAAAACAUGGGUCUGAGCCUAAACCCUCUAGUGACUCAUUCUGCUCCAGAAACCAGUCAAAACACGGCUGAUCCUGAAGGUGGUGUUUCCUACGCCUCCAUCAGCUACACCAAGAAGACCAACGGCAGAACCCAGGUUCAGGGCGAUGAGGAUGCAGUGACCUACAGCACGGUGAAAGCUCCCUCCUCUUCUGCUGAUCCCAGCGACGUCUAAGCCUCCGUCAACACAUCAAACAAUAGCACAGCACAGCGCAGAUACAUCUGAGAUGAUUACAUUCAUUUUAACUUAAUUGUUCAUUAGUUAAAGCAUUCACUCAUUUCACUCACUUUGGAUUUCACUCAAUCCAAAUCUUGAGAGUAUUUUAAGCCUCAUGCCUAUAUAACUCAGUAAUUUAUUGUGUUUUUUUUUUUUUUAUAUAUAUAGGUGCACAACUGCAUUUUAACAUAAGUAUUAGCUUUUCCAUUCUGUAUUGCUGUAAACAGCUUUUUAUCCAGAAGGCCAUAAGGGGGGGCUGUACGUUAAGUUAUCUCCACAAUGUUUUAGUCCAAUAUUCAUAUGGCUGAUUGCCGUAUAAUUUGACUUUUUGCUCAGUGAACUUGCUUUUAGGCA
This is a messenger RNA of Etheostoma spectabile (orangethroat darter), 1487 nucleotides long. RefSeq lists its product as uncharacterized. Gene Ontology annotation, biological process: T cell activation; positive regulation of ERK1 and ERK2 cascade; interleukin-15-mediated signaling pathway. Bases 69 to 1091 code for a protein of 340 amino acids. The transcript is spliced from 10 exons. Gene Ontology annotation, cellular component: membrane raft; external side of plasma membrane. NCBI's taxonomy places the organism in Eukaryota, Metazoa, Chordata, Actinopteri, Perciformes, Percidae. The record is from RefSeq and is a predicted model, not a curated record. Gene Ontology annotation, molecular function: protein tyrosine kinase binding; MHC class II protein binding.